This is a messenger RNA of Macadamia integrifolia, 1457 nucleotides long. Its product is annotated as loganic acid O-methyltransferase-like. The transcript has 3 exons. The record is from RefSeq and is a predicted model, not a curated record. Gene Ontology annotation, biological process: methylation. NCBI's taxonomy places the organism in Eukaryota, Viridiplantae, Streptophyta, Magnoliopsida, Proteales, Proteaceae. Bases 177 to 1277 code for a protein of 366 amino acids. Gene Ontology annotation, molecular function: S-adenosylmethionine-dependent methyltransferase activity.
UUUGAAACUUGAAGCCUUCCACUAUUGGAAAUUGAACUUAAUUAAUAGUUUCUUACUACCUUCUACUACUCAGGUCUCAGGCGCAUCCUACAUGAGAACCAACAUAGUUUGUGGAUUUCCAACUAUAAGACUUUAAAUUGUCUUUGUUUGAGAGAGAGAAAGAGAGAGAGAGAGAGAUGGGAGAGAUGGGAGAAGAAGAAAUCAUAUCAUCCAAAGCUUUACCAAUGAAAGGAGGAGAUGGCCCUUACAGCUACACUAAGAACUCCUACUGUCAGAGAGUGGCUUUGGACAAUAUAAAAGAGAUGAUCAAUGAAGCAAUUGCAGAGAAUCUUGACAUCAAACACCUCUCUCCUAUUUCAAAUACAUUUUGCAUUGCAGAUUUGGGCUGUUCAGUUGGACCCAAUACUUUUACUUCCAUGAAUGACAUAAUGGAAGCCACAGUACUCAAGUACCAUUCUGAAGGCCUAAGUUCAAACCUUCCUGAAUUCCAUGUCUUCUUCAAUGACCACACAGCCAAUGAUUUCAAUACUCUCUUCACUUCUCUCCCACCAGACCGACAAUACUUCGCCGCCGGCGUUCCGGGUUCUUUCUACAUCCGUUUAUUUCCAAAAGCUUCUCUUCACUUUGUUCACUCUUCUUUUGCUCUCCAUUAUCUCUCUAAACUACCAAAAGAGAUUACAGACAAGAACUCUCCUGCAUAUAACAAAGGGAAGAUCAGUUAUCCAACCUCCUCAAAGGAAGUUGUGGAAGCUUAUGCAUCUCAAUUCUCUAAAGACUUUGAAUCCUUCUUGAAUUUCAGGGCUGAAGAGCUUGUGUGUGGAGGGUUGAUGGUACUUAUCAUGACAGGUAUUCCAGAUGGGUCAUCUCGUUUCCAAGCCAUUGGUGCAACUCUUGAUGUUCUUGGGUAUUGCCUCAUGGAUAUGGCUAAAAUGGGACUAGUGAGUGAAGCUAAAGUGGAUUCCUUCAAUUUCCCUGUCUAUAGUCCAUUUCGCCGGGAGGUUGAGGAGUUGCUUGAAAGAAACAGAUGUUUCAGUGUCGAGAGAUUUGAACUGGUGACACGAACACGAGAUGUUGCAGCGACCGAUGUACAGGCCGUUACGAAGCAUGCAAGAGCUGUUACAGAGGAAAUGAUCAAGCAACGCUUUGGAAGUGAGAUCAUAGAUGAACUCUAUGAACGGGUCUUCCAAAAAUUACAGGAGUUUCCCCAGUUCUUAGAUGGUAUCUUCAAGAGAUCAACUCAAUUAUUUGUGGUUCUCAAGCGCCAAGCAAUGGAUUGAUCCUCUUCUUUCUUUACAUCUUUAUCUUCUUUGUUCUUUUUCUUUUUUUAAUAAAGAUAACAAUCCCUUUUAGCAAAUAAAGACAUGCACUGGAUUAGUACACCAAUGUCACUGCCCAUUUCAUGGUUUCCCUUUGUUUUGAAUUAUAGGAGAUUGUUUCUCUAUCCUUCUUUUUCCAAA